UCUGCAGCGGCGAGUUUGCCGUCUUUUGCUUGCGUGCUACGCGGGGUCGCUAGGCUCUGAUGUAUAAAAUGGUGCCUGCGGAAGGUCCCUGGGCACGUAGGCAUGCAUCCUCAAGUGAGCUGAAGAGACGUUUAAAGGCUGAGCGAAAAAUAGCUGAAAAAGAGGCAAAGCAGAAGGAGCAAAGUGAAAAGCUUUCAAAUAAGCCUUCCUUGGCUUCAGACUCUGAGAAUAACGUUGCUGCUGAUGAGGAAAGCUUGGAUCCAAAUCAAUACUACAAGAUCCGUAGCCAUGCAGUCCAGCAGCUGAAGGGCACCAAUGAGGACCCCUAUCCCCACAAGUUCCACGUAGACUUAUCUCUCUCAGAUUUUAUAGAGAAGUACAGUCACCUGCAGCCAGGAGAUCACCUGACAGAUGUUACAGUGAGAGUGGCAGGUCGAAUCCAUGCAAAGCGUGCCUCUGGAGGGAAGCUGAUUUUCUAUGAUCUUCGUGGUGAAGGAGUGAAGUUGCAGGUCAUGGCAAAUUCCAUGCUCUACAAAUCCGAGGAAGAGUAUUUCCGUGUUAACAACAAGCUGCGUCGCGGGGACAUUAUUGGUGUAGAGGGGAAUCCUGGGAAAACAAAGAAAGGGGAACUGAGUAUUAUUCCUUAUGAAAUAACUCUGUUGUCUCCCUGCCUGCACAUGUUGCCUCAUCUUCACUUUGGCCUCAAAGAUAAGGAAACUAGGUAUCGUCAGAGAUACUUGGAUUUAAUUCUUAAUGAUUACGUGAGGCAGAAAUUUAUAACCCGUGCAAAGAUCAUUACAUACAUUCGGAGCUUUCUGGAUGAGCUGGGCUUCCUUGAGAUUGAAACUCCUAUGAUGAAUAUAAUUCCAGGUGGAGCUGUGGCAAAACCUUUUAUCACGUACCACAAUGAACUGGAUAUGAAUUUGUAUAUGAGAAUUGCUCCAGAGCUUUACCAUAAGAUGGUCGUGGUUGGAGGCAUAGACAGAGUAUAUGAAAUUGGGCGUCAGUUCCGGAAUGAAGGAAUUGAUUUGACUCACAACCCUGAGUUCACAACUUGUGAGUUCUAUAUGGCUUAUGCAGACUACCAUGACUUGAUGGAAAUUACAGAGAAGUUGCUGUCAGGGAUGGUAAAACAUAUUACUGGAAGUUACAAGAUCACUUACCAUCCAGAUGGUCAAGAUGGACAGGCCUAUGAGAUAGAUUUUACCCCUCCCUUCCGGCGAAUUAGCAUGGUGUAUGAUCUGGAGAAAGUCCUGGGAGUGAAAUUUCCACCACCUGAGUGUUUUGAAACGGAAGAAACUCGCAAGUUCUUUGAUGACCUUUGUACAGAGAGGAAUAUUGAGUGUCCACCUCCCAGGACAACAGCCAGGCUUCUUGACAAAUUAGUUGGUGAAUUCCUGGAAGUCACUUGUAUCAGCCCUACAUUCAUCUGCGAUCACCCACAGGUCAUGAGUCCUCUGGCCAAAUGGUAAGAGUAUGAGACGCAGUCGGUGUGUAACUCUUUCUAU
This is a messenger RNA of Egretta garzetta (little egret), 1508 nucleotides long. It is a transcript of the gene KARS1, whose product is annotated as lysyl-tRNA synthetase 1. Bases 60 to 1472 code for a protein of 470 amino acids. Lineage: Eukaryota; Metazoa; Chordata; Aves; Pelecaniformes; Ardeidae. The transcript is spliced from 11 exons. The record is from RefSeq and is a predicted model, not a curated record. Gene Ontology annotation, biological process: basophil activation involved in immune response; lysyl-tRNA aminoacylation; positive regulation of macrophage activation. Gene Ontology annotation, cellular component: aminoacyl-tRNA synthetase multienzyme complex; nucleus; cytoplasm. Gene Ontology annotation, molecular function: lysine-tRNA ligase activity; ATP binding; tRNA binding.